UUAUAGCGGGACUGAGGCGGACAUUCUGACACUGGGGAAACUGGUUUGGUGUCACUGACAUCCCCAGUGACACCAAUACAGUGAUCAGUGCUAAAAAAAAACCCACUGACACCGUACUAAUGGCACUGGGCUGGAAGGGGUUAAUAUGAGGGGCAAUCAAAGGGUUAACUGUGUGCUGGUGAUUGACAACUGCGGCUGUGAAUGGUGGCACAGCACCUGCACACUGCUUUGCAUGGCUGUGUACAGCACAGCCAUACAAACCAGUGUG
Messenger RNA from Staurois parvus, 268 nucleotides. Lineage: Eukaryota; Metazoa; Chordata; Amphibia; Anura; Ranidae. The record is from the annotation of a GenBank genome assembly.